AUGGAUGGGGGAGCUCGGUUAGACGGGAUGGAUGGGGGAGCUCGUUUAGACGGGAUGGAUGGGGGAGCUCGGUUAGACGGGAUGGAUGGGGGAGCUCGGUUAGACGGGAUGGAUGGGGGAGCUCGGUUAGACGGGAUGGAUGGGGGAGCUCGGUUAGACGGGAUGGAUGGGGGAGCUCGGUUAGACGGGAUGGAUGGGGGAGCUCGGUUAGACGGGAUGGAUGGGGGAGCUCGGACCCUCCUGAGCGCCCAAAGACAGAGACAAGCAGUCACCUUGGGGGGGCGGACUGGGGAUCAGAAAAUGGAGAAGGAGCAGGCCAUUCAAGUCCGAAUCCAAAAGAUACACCCGUCCAUAGAGGGAAUCACAGUGUCACCGUGGCAUGCGGGGGGACCAAGACUGAGGCAAGAGGAACCCAGCCAGGCCAGAGGGGAGGGGACCCAGCCAGGCCAGAGGGGCCAGAGGGGAGGGGACCCAGCCAGGCCAGAGGGGCCAGAGGGGAGGGGACCCAGCCAGGCCAGAGGGGCCAGAGGGGAGGGGACCCAGCCAGGCCAGAGGGGCCAGAGGGGAGGGGACCCAGCCAGGCCACAGGGGCCAGAGGGGAGGGGACCCAGCCAGGCCAGAGGGGCCAGAGGGGAGGGGACCCAGCCAGGCCAGAGGGGCCAGAGGGGAGGGGACCCAGCCAGGCCAGAGGGGCCAGAGGGGAGGGGACCCAGCCAGGCCAGAGGGGAGGGGGACCCAGCCAGGCCAGAGGGGCCAGAGGGGAGGGGACCCAGCCAGGCCAGAGGGGCCAGAGGGGAGGGGACCCAGCCAGGCCAGAGGGGCCAGAGGGGAGGGGACCCAGCCAGGCCAGAGGGGCCAGAGGGGAGGGGACCCAGCCAGGCCAGAGGGGCCAGAGGGGAGGGGACCCAGCCAGGCCAGAGGGGAGGGGACCCAGCCAGGCCAGAGGGGAGGGGACCCAGCCUAGGCCAGAGGGGCCAGAGGGGAGGGGACCCAGCCAGGCCAGAGGGGCCAGAGGGAAGGGGACCCAGCCAGGCCAGAGGGGAGGGGACCCAGCCAGGCCAGAGGGGCCAGAGGGAGGGGACCCAGCCAGGCCAGAGGGGCCAGAGGGGAGGGGACCCAGCCAGGCCAGAGGGGCCAGAGGGGAGGGGACCCAGCCAGGCCAGAGGGGAGGGGACCCAGCCAGGCCAGAGGGGCCAGAGGGGAGGGGACCCAGCCAGGCCAGAGGGGAGGGGACCCAGCCAGGCCAGAGGGGCCAGAGGGGAGGGGACCCAGCCAGGCCAGAGGGGAGGGACCCAGCCAGGCCAGAGGGAGGGGACCCAGCCAGGCCAGAGGGGCCAGAGGGGAGGGGACCCAGCCAGGCCAGAGGGGAGGGGACCCAGCCUAGGCCAGAGGGGAGGGGACCCAGCCAGGCCAGAGGGGAGGGGACCCAGCCAGGCCAGAGGGGAGGGGACCCAGCCAGGCCAGAGGGGAGGGGACCCAGCCAGGCCAGAGGGGCCAGAGGGGAGGGGACCCAGCCAGGCCAGAGGGGCCAGAGGGGAGGGGACCCAGCCAGGCCAGAGGGGCCAGAGGGGAGGGGACCCAGCCAGGCCAGAGGGGCCAGAGGGGAGGGGACCCAGCCAGGCCAGAGGGGCCAGAGGGGAGGGGACCCAGCCAGGCCAGAGGGGCCAGAGGGGAGGGGACCCAGCCAGGCCAGAGGGGCCAGAGGGGAGGGGACCCAGCCAGGCCAGAGGGGCCAGAGGGGAGGGGACCCAGCCAGGCCAGAGGGGGGGGACCCAGCCAGGCCAGAGGGGCCAGAGGGGAGGGGACCCAGCCAGGCCAGAGGGGAGGGGACCCAGCCAGGCCAGAGGGGCCAGAGGGGAGGGGACCCAGCCAGGCCAGAGGGGAGGGGACCCAGCCAGGCCAGAGGGGCCAGAGGGGAGGGGACCCAGCCAGGCCAGAGGGGCCAGAGGGGAGGGGACCCAGCCAGGCCAGAGGGGAGGGGACCCAGCCAGGCCAGAGGGGAGGGGACCCAGCCAGGCCAGAGGGGCCAGAGGGGAGGGGACCCAGCCAGGCCAGAGGGGCCAGAGGGGAGGGGACCCAGCCAGGCCAGAGGGGAGGGGACCCAGCCUAGCCUGUCUCCGUACAGAGCCGGUGUAA
Coregonus clupeaformis (lake whitefish) is the source of this 2136-nucleotide messenger RNA. Its product is annotated as collagen alpha-1(I) chain-like. NCBI's taxonomy places the organism in Eukaryota, Metazoa, Chordata, Actinopteri, Salmoniformes, Salmonidae. The transcript is spliced from 3 exons. The record is from RefSeq and is a predicted model, not a curated record. Bases 1 to 2136 code for a protein of 711 amino acids.